This is a messenger RNA of Dictyostelium discoideum AX4, 2067 nucleotides long. RefSeq lists its product as hypothetical. The record is from RefSeq and is a predicted model, not a curated record. Gene Ontology annotation, molecular function: acetyl-CoA synthetase activity. Bases 1 to 2067 code for a protein of 688 amino acids. The transcript is spliced from 3 exons. Gene Ontology annotation, cellular component: mitochondrion. NCBI's taxonomy places the organism in Eukaryota, Evosea, Eumycetozoa, Dictyosteliales, Dictyosteliaceae.
AUGUUUAGUAAUGGAUUAUCAAAAUUAAUAAAAUCCAAAAUAGCAUCUACAUCAAUAAUUACCACUAAAAAUAAUUAUUCAAUUUCAAAACUAUCAUUUUCAUCAACAUCAAUUUUAUUAAAUAAAAAAUAUAAAUUAAGUGAACCAUUUAAUUAUGAACAAGAUUGUGAAUAUGCAUUAAAAGAGCCAAUACAAUUUUGGGAUGAAGUAGCUUCAAAAUAUGUACAUUGGAAUAAAAGAUAUGAAAAAGUUUAUAGUGGUGAUGAGUAUAAUCCAGAAUGGUUUAAAGGUGGUGUAUUGAAUGCAUGUUAUAAUGCAUUAGAUGUUCAUGCAAAGGAUCCAAUUACAAAGAAUAGAAUUGCAAUCAUUCAUGAAACACCAUCAAAGAAUAAUACAAAUAAAUUGACCUAUGGUGAACUUUGGGAUGAGGUUUGUAUAUUUGCAAGGGGAUUACAUAAUUUAGGUGUUGAAAAGGGUGAUAGAGUAGUCAUUUAUAUGCCAAUGAUUAAUCAGGCGUUGAUUGCAAUGUUGGCAUGCGCAAGAUUGGGUGCGACACAUAGUGUGGUAUUUGGUGGUUUUGCAUCACCCCAAUUGGCUCAACGUAUUGAGCAUUUCAAGCCAAAGGUAGUGAUAUCUGCAAAUUUCGGUGUUGAAGGCCACAAGAUCAAUUGCUACACACCACUACUUUCAAAGGCAUUAGAACUAUCAUCACAUAAACCAAAUCAUACCAUUGUUUACAAUCGUUUGGAUGUAAAGUUAGACGCAGGUGAAGUUUUACCACCAAGAGUUGAGGGAUCGUUGGAUUGGAGUGAACUAAUUAAAAAUAUUGCACCGUAUAGGGACUAUGCAUUGGUAGAUUCGACACACCCAUUAUACAUUCUUUACACCAGUGGUACCACUGGCAUGCCAAAAGGUGUCGUUAGGGACACCGGUGGCUACUCAGUGGCUUUGAAUUACUCCAUUAGAAAUUGUUAUGGUAUGAAGAGUGGUGAUACAUUUUUCGCAGGUUCCGACGUAGGUUGGGUAGUUGGUCAUACUUUAUCAGUCUACGGUCCAUUGAUGGUAGGUUUAACAUCGAUCAUAUUCGAAGGUAAACCAACAGUUCCAGACGCCUCAACCUAUUGGAAAUUGAUUGAAAAGCAUCGUGUAAAUGCACUAUUCUCUGCACCAACAGCAAUUCGUGCAAUUCAUAGAGAUGAUGCUGAUGGUAAGUUGGCAUCAAAAUGUGAUCUCUCCUCAUUGAGAUCCAUUUGGUUGGGUGGUGAACGUUUGGAUAGUUCAACAUUCAAUUUCUUAAGAAACAUCACCAACAACAAACCAAUCUUGGACAACUAUUGGAAUACCGAGAGUGGUUCACCAUUAAUCACCAACCCAUCAUGUCAAGUACCAAUCAAAGCAAACGCCACUGGUAAGCCAAUGCCAGGUUACCAAUUCCAUGUACUCUCUCCAACCUCUGAAAGAUUGGGUGCCGAUAAAAUCGGUGAGGUUUGUAUAAAGUUACCAGUUGCACCAGGUUUUACAAAUACCCUAUACCUAAAUCCAGAAGGUUACAAGAAUGCUUAUCUCAACGAGUAUCCAGGUUACCUUAGAACCGCCGAUUCAGGCUACUACGAUGAAAAUGGUUAUUAUCAUAUCAUUUCUAGAGUUGAUGAUAUUAUCAAUGUUAGUGGUCACCGUUUAUCAACUGGUUCAAUCGAAGAAAUCUUAGUUAAACAUCCAAAAAUAGUAGAAUGCGCAGUAAUUGGUGUCCACGAUGAAUUAAAAGGUGAAAUACCAUUUGGUUUGGUAGUUUUAAAACCUCAAUAUAAAGAUUGUGCUGAAGAAGUUGAAAAUGAAUUAAUUAAAGAAGUUAGAGAAAAUAUUGGUCCUGUCGCAACCUUUAAAAAAGUUUUAUCUGUAAAUCGUUUACCAAAAACUCGUAGUGGUAAAAUUUUAAGAAAUAUUUUAAGAAAAAUGUAUAAUAAGGAAGAAUAUACUGUUCCACCAACAAUUGAGGAUAUGGAGGUCCUUAAAGAAAUUGAUAUCGAAUUUGAAAAGUAUAAACUUUCACACCCACCAAAAAAAUAG